Mauremys mutica (yellowpond turtle) is the source of this 3838-nucleotide messenger RNA. RefSeq names its product P-selectin-like. Gene Ontology annotation, biological process: heterophilic cell-cell adhesion; response to cytokine; leukocyte tethering or rolling. The coding region runs from base 83 to 2929 and encodes 948 amino acids. The record is from RefSeq and is a predicted model, not a curated record. Gene Ontology annotation, molecular function: sialic acid binding; oligosaccharide binding. NCBI's taxonomy places the organism in Eukaryota, Metazoa, Chordata, Testudines, Geoemydidae. Gene Ontology annotation, cellular component: external side of plasma membrane; membrane. The transcript has 19 exons.
GCAGAGGGCCGGUUUAAAUCAUCUCGGUCCAGGGAUUGAGCGAGAGGGGAGGAGAGUGAAGGCUGGCAGGUCGGCACUGGAGAUGGGCAGCACCGUAGGACUCUGCUCCAGUCCAAGGGCUUGGGGAUGUGGCUGGAAUGUCACCCGACUCCUGUGCUUUGCUGCCGUUAGCUGGGUGCUCGUGACUCAGAUGGAAGUGGGAGCCUGGACCUACCAUUAUGGUAACAAAUCUGAUUACUCAUGGGAGCUGGCCAGAAACUUUUGCAGGUCAUUCUACACUGACCUUGUAGCAAUACAGAACCAGGGGGAAAUUGCUUAUCUCAACAGUGUCUUACCCCACUAUAAAACAUACUACUGGAUUGGGAUACGAAAGAUAAAGAAUGUCUGGACCUGGAUUGGUACCAACAAGGUCCUGACGAAGGAGGCUGAGAAUUGGGCUAACAGGGAACCCAACAAUAAAGGGAGGAACCAAGACUGUGUGGAGAUUUACAUAAAGAGGGACCGUGAUGCUGGAAAAUGGAACGAUGAGCACUGCCAAAAGAAAAAGAAGGCGCUGUGUUACCAAGCAUCUUGUCAGCGUUCCUCCUGCAGCCAGCGUGGUGAGUGUGUGGAGACCAUCGGGAACUACACCUGUGAUUGCUACCCUGGUUUCUACGGGCCUGAGUGUGAACAAGCUGUCAAGUGCCCAGCACUGGCCACCCCGGGCAGGGGCCGAUUAAACUGCACUCACUGGCAUGGAGACUUCACGUAUAACUCUACCUGCACCUUCUCCUGUGAGACGGGGUUUGUGCGGAAUGGAUCAGAGACACUGGAGUGCACAGCCCUGGGACAAUGGACAGGGCAUCCCCCGCUCUGUGAAGCUGUCAAGUGUCCAGUGCCGGAUUCCCUGGGCAGAGGCCGAUUAAACUGCUCUCACUGGCAUGGAGACUUCACAUAUAACUCCACCUGUGCCUUCUCCUGUGAGACAGGGUUUGUGCGGAAUGGAUCGGAGACACUGGAGUGUACGGCUCUGGGACAAUGGACAGGGCAUCCCCCACACUGUGAAGCUGUCAAGUGCCCAGUGCUGGCUGCUUCAGACAGGGGCAGAUUAAACUGCACUCACUGGCAUGGAGACUUCACGUAUAACUCCACCUGCGCCUUCUCCUGCGAGAUGGGGUUUGUGCUGAAUGGAUUGGAGAUGCUGGAGUGCACAGCCCUGGGACAGUGGACAGGGCAUCCCCCGCGCUGUGAAGCUGUCAAAUGCCCAGUGCUGGAUUCCCCGGGCAGGGGCCAAUUAAACUGCACUAAUUGGCAUGGAGACUUCACGUAUAAUUCCACCUGCACCUUCUCCUGUGAGAUGGGGUUUGUGCAGAAUGGAUCGGAGACACUGCAGUGCAUGGCCCAGGGACAAUGGACAGGGCAUCCCCCGCGUUGUGAAGCUGUCAAGUGCCCAGUGCUGGAUUCCCCAGACAGAGGCCAAUUAAACUGCACUCAUUGGCAUGGAGACUUCACGUAUAAUUCCACCUGUGCCUUCUCCUGUGUGAUGGGGUUUGUGCUGAAUGGAUCGGAGAAGCUGGAGUGCACGGCCCUGGGACAAUGGACAGGGCAAACCCCGCACUGUGAAGCUGUUACGUGCCCAGGUUUGGCUGCCCCUGGCAGAGGCCGAUUAAACUGCACUCACUGGCAUGGAGACUUCACGUAUAACUCCACCUGCGCCUUCUCCUGCGAGACCGGGUUUGUGCUGAAUGGAUCGGAGACACUGGAGUGCACGGCCCUGGGACAAUGGACAGGGCAUCCCCCACGCUGUGAAGCUGUCAAGUGCCCAGAGCUGGAUUCCCCAGGCAGGGGCCGAUUAAACUGCACUCACUGGCAUGGAGACUUCACGUAUAACUCCACCUGCACCUUCUCCUGCGAGACGGGGUUUGUGCUGAAUGGAUCGGAGACACUGGAGUGCAUGGCUCUGGGACAAUGGAGAGGGCAAACCCCGCGCUGUGAAGCUGUCAAGUGCCCAGUGCUGGAUUCCCCGGACAGAGGCCAAUUAAACUGCACUCAUUGGCAUGGAGACUUCACGUAUAAUUCCACCUGUGCCUUCUCCUGUGUGAUGGGGUUUGUGCUGAAUGGAUCGGAGAAGCUGGAGUGCACGGCCCUGGGACAAUGGAGAGGGCAAACCCCACGCUGUGAAGCUGUUACGUGCCCAGGUUUGGCUGCCCCUGGCAGAAACCGAUUAAACUGCACUCACUGGCAUGGAGACUUCACGUAUAACUCCACCUGCGCCUUCUCCUGCGAGACCGGGUUUGUGCUGAAUGGAUCGGAGACACUGGAGUGCACGGCCCUGGGACAAUGGACAGGGCAUCCCCCACGCUGUGAAGCUGUCAAGUGCCCAGUGCUGGAUUCCCCGGGCAGGGGCCGAUUAAACUGCACUCACUGGCAUGGAGACUUCACGUAUAACUCCACCUGCACCUUCUCCUGCGAGACGGGGUUUGUGCUGAAUGGAUCGGAGACACUGGAGUGCAUGGCCCUGGAACAAUGGAGAGGGCAAACCCCGCGCUGUGAAGUCAUGAGAUGCCCCAAGCUGAGGGGCCUAGAGCCAAUUCUUAUGAAUUGCUCCCACCCUCUGGGAUCCUUCAGCUAUGGGUCAGUGUGUCGCUUCCGCUGCACUCAGGGCUACUUCCUCAAUGGGACGAGCAGGGUUCAGUGCCAGCCUGAUGGGUACUGGUCAGACAAGAUGCCUGCCUGCCAAGGAGAGGCUGCUCCCUAUUUCAAGCAAGUCCUGCUUUAUAUGGGUGGUGGAGCUGUGGCCCUUGUGGCCCUGUUGCUGACAGGAAUGUUCAUAGCUCUGCUAAUCAAGCGUCUCAGUGACAAAGAGGAAGAAAAAAUGCUGCUGAAUCCCACCAGUAACCUGGGAGCACCUGGUGUCUUUACAAAUGCAGCGUUUGACUCCAACUUGUAAGCUAAAGCAGAAGAUGCCCCCAGGAGAGAAGAUCACUGGAAGUAAAAGGACCUGAAGAUGGUACUCAUGCCUCAAUCCUUUUAGAAGCUGUUUUUAAACCUUACUCCUCAGCUCAGCUCUGCCAUCAUCUAGCCCAAGAACUCACAGUCACUGACAGUCAGGGAUUAAACUAACUCUGGUGCACACAUCCAGUUCUGAUCGAAAAUCUGGGCUUGUUCUUCAUCUGACACUGGGCUUCGGUUCACAAUCCAGUUGUAACAUGUAAAGGUCCCCAAGCAUGAGUGGCGGGUGAAGCGCUGGCUCAGGGAGGCUAGCCCCCAAUCCCGCCCCUUCUACCCGAAGCCCUGCCCCUUCCAUGCCCGCCAGAGCCCAGAGACCCACCCCCCUAGUUGCAGGAAGGCGGGGCAGCAUGGCCCCAGCUCAGCCCUGGAUCGUGAGGAGGCCCGGCAAUGCAGCCCCAGCCUCCCUAGCUCCAGAAGGGUGGGCAGCACAGCCCCAGCACCAGCUCCAGCUGGGACCAUGAUGGCACAGGGGAAGAGCCACCCACAGAGUGGGAAGCAGGAGGGGACUGGUGAUGGAGUGUGGGUGAGGCCACACCUCCCCCAGCCUAUGAUACCUGCCGCCCAUGUCCCCAAGCCACUUGUUCCUUCAUCCAUCUGCCUAUUGGAUGCUCAGAAAGGUCCUCCAGAGCUGGGCCCUAGUAUCUACACCCUCAAUCACUCUCUAGUCCAGGCGUUGUCAAACUUUUUGGCCUGAGGGCCACAUCUGGGAAUAGAAAUUGUAUGGCGGGCCAUGAAUACUCACAAAAUUGGGGUUGGGGUGAGGGAGGAGGUGAGGGCUCUGGUUGGGGGUGCAGGCUCUGGGAUGGGGCUGAGGAUGAGGAGUUUCAGGUGUAGGAGGGUGAGCUGC